AUGGCGGAGCUGUGCCGCACCGACUCGCGGCUGACGGCUGUGGAUGAGGAGGCACUGUGGGAGAUGAUGGAGAGCCAUCGCUACAAGAUCGUGCGCAGCAUCUGCCCCAGCCGCCUCACCCCCUACCUGCGCCAGGCCAAGGUGCUGGGCCAGCUGGACGAGGAGGAGGUGCUGCACAGCCCCCGCUUCACCAACAGCGCCAUGAGAGUCGGGCACCUGCUGGACCUGCUGAAGGCUCGAGGGAAGAACGGGGCCCUCGCCUUCCUGGAGAGCCUGAAGUUCCACAACCCUGACGUCUACACCCUGGUCACGGGGCUGCAGCCCAGCGUGGACUUCAGCAACUUCAGUGGCCUCAUGGAGACGUCCAAGCUGACCGAGUGCCUGGCGGGGGCCAUCGGCAGCCUGCAGGAGGAGCUGGCCCAGGAGAAGACACACAAGGAGGCCCUCCUGCGGCAGUACCAGCGACAGCAAGAGCGCCUGGGCCUGGCAGAGGCCCGCGCCAAGGAACUGAGCCAGCUGGAGGCUGACCACGGCCGCAUGAAGCGGGAGGUGAGCGCCCACUUCCACGAGGUGCUGAAGCUGAAGGACGAGAUGCUGAGCCUCUCGCUGCACUACGGCAACGCUCUACGCGAGAAGGAGCUGGCCAGCACGCGCUGCCGCAGCCUGCAGGAAGAGCUGUACCUGGUGAGGCAGGAGCUGCAGCGGGUAAGCAUGGUGUCCUCCUGUGAACGGGAAUGUCGAGAAAGGUCCCUGAAGAUGAGCAGCGACUCGGACCCUGAGGGCGAGGAGCUGAGCCGCCUGAAGGAGGAGAAUGAGAAGCUCCGCUCACUGACCUUCAGCCUGGCGGAGAAAGACAUCCUGGAGCAGAAUCUGGACGAGGCCCUGGAGAGCAAGCAGGAGCUGGUCAACCGCAUCCACUCACUGCGGGAGCGGGCGGUGGCCGCAGAGAGGCAGCAGAAACAGUACCUGGAGGAGAGAGAACAGACCCUGCUCCAGUUCCAGAAGACACAGGUGGACUGUGAGCUGUACAGAGAGAAGAUGAGCGCGCUGCAGAGCCAGGUGGCCGAGCUGCAGAAGGAACGGGACCAGGCAUACGCGGCCAGGGACGGGGUGCAGAUGGAGAUUUCCCGGAGCCUGACGGAGAAGGACUGCCUCCGCAGGAGGGUGUUUGAGCUGACGGAGCAGGUGUGCGAGCUGCGCACCCAGCUGCGCAGGCUGCAGGAAGAGCCCCCCGCAGGGCCCAGACAGGAAGCCAGGGCCAAGGAGCUGUGUCCGCGGGGGAAGCAGCGGCUGGUGCGGAUGCACGCGGUAUGCCCGCAGGAAGACAGCGAAGACGGCGGCCAGCUCAGCAGCCUCAGCUCCAUGGAGUCCCAGCUCUGGUGGGACCUGAGUGUCACGUCCAGCCGCGAGCUGGCCAACAGCUUCCGCUCCAGCAGCCCGGUGCCUCCCAGCCAGCAGUCCCUGUACAAGCGGGUGGCGGAAGACUUCUGGGAAGACCCCGAGUCUGUCAGCCCCUUCCCAGACACCCUGGAGGCGGACCUCGGGGCGUCUCUAGGAGACAAGGAUGACACAGACCUGGGUUAUGAGAUCCUGGACAAGACGGACCUCCCCCAGCCAGAGGGCAGCCUGCAGAGGUCUGCCAGAAGUGUGGACGUGCCAGAAAGCGCCCCUGUGCGGCGGAGGCCAGCCCGCAAGAUCCUGAGCCAGGUCACCGUGCUGGCGUUCCAGGGCACCGCGCUACUCAAGCAGCUGCGCGUCAUUGGAGGGAACCUCACGGGCAUCUUCAUCCACCACGUCACCCCUGGCUCCGCCGCCGACGGCAUGGCCCUGCGCCCCGGCACCCAGAUCAUCAUGGUGGACCAUGAGGCAGCAGAGCCCUCGUUCAAGGCCACCCUGGAGAACACGACCCUGGAGCAGGCGGUCCGGCUCCUCCAGAGGGUCAGCGGCUUCUGCUGCCUUUCUGUGAAGGUCAACACUGAGGGUUACAAGAAGCUGGUCCAGGACCUGGAAGCCAAAGUGGUGACAUCGGGAGACUCCUUCUACAUCCGAGUCAACCUGGCCCUGCCGGGGCGGGGGGAGGGGGAGCUGCCCGUGCACUGCAAUGACACGCUGCACGUCACGGACACCAUGUUCCAGGGCCGCGGCUGCUGGCUGGCCCACCGCCUGGACCCCUACAGCAUGCAGCACACGGACCACGGCACCAUCCCCAACUACCCGGGGGCUCAGCAGCAGCUGCUCACCCUCAUCCAAGACAUGACCCAGAGGGGGCCUGCCCGCAAGUCCCCCGGGGGGCCUCAGAAGCUGGUCCGCAUCGUCAGCGUGGACGGAGCCAAGGCCGGCCCGCUGUGUGCGCCCUUUGCUGAGAGCCAGCUGGACGCGGGCAGGGUGGAAGACCGUCCCAGCACCUGCUUCUGGGCGGAGAGCUGCUUCACCCUGGCCCCCUACACGCCCGUGCACCCCCACCGGCCCACGCAGCCCCGGCCGGUGCUCAUCGUGCCCAGCAUCGUCGGGAAGAUCCUGAGCGCAAAGCUGUGUCUCCUCCAGGGGUUUAAGAGGUGCAUAGCAGAGCACUUGAGCCAGGAGGAGUUCGAGCUCCGGAGCCGGAGAGGGGACCUCAUCCAGGAGGGAGAGGCAGCUGGUGGCCGGUGCUGGGUGACCCGCCAGGCUGUCGAGGGCCUGGCAGAGACGAACACCCAUGCCCUCCUGGAUGUGCGGCUGGACAGCGUCCACAUCCUGCACAGGAUGGACAUCUUCCCCAUCGUCCUCCAUGUCUCAGUCAACGAGAAGACAGCAAAGAAACUCAGGAAGGGCCUGCAGCGGCUCGGCACCUCGGAGGAGCAGCUCCUGGAGGCGGCCCGGCAGGAGGACGGAGAGCUGGACAAAGUGCCCUGCCUGUACAGCAGCCUGGCCCCCGACAGCUGGAGCGACCCGGACAGCCUGCUCAGCUGUGUCCGCCUGGCCGUUGCAGACGAGCAGAGGAAGGUGGUGUGGACAGAGCAGGGCCCACUCUGA
Messenger RNA from Dipodomys spectabilis (banner-tailed kangaroo rat), 3012 nucleotides. It is a transcript of the gene Card14, whose product is annotated as caspase recruitment domain family member 14. Bases 1 to 3012 code for a protein of 1003 amino acids. The record is from RefSeq and is a predicted model, not a curated record. The transcript has 20 exons. NCBI's taxonomy places the organism in Eukaryota, Metazoa, Chordata, Mammalia, Rodentia, Heteromyidae. Gene Ontology annotation, biological process: regulation of apoptotic process. Gene Ontology annotation, molecular function: protein binding.